GCCCUGCCCGCUUCGGCUCUGCCCGGUGAUUCACUCCCUUCUUCGCCCUGGGGCUCCUUCCCGGUCCGACGGCAGGCAUUACGGCUGGGUGUGCAGCGUCCUCAAACCCGCGGGCAAGCGAGCAGAUCCCCUGCAUCCCCAGGGACUCCAGUUCACGCUAUGGCGGACUCUGAGCGCCUCUCGGCACCCGGCUGUUGGAUUGCCUGCACCAACUUUUUGCGCAGCCGAAAGGGAAUUCUCCUGUUUGCUGAGAUUAUAUUGUGCCUGGUGAUUAUGAUCUGCUUUAGCACCGGGCCAAGCAGCGAAGCUUACUACUCCUCCCUGCCUGUGUUCGAGAUGAUCAUGGCUGCUGUCUUCUUUGUUAUCUACAUGUGUGACUUGCACACCAAGAUACCGUUCAUCAAUUGGCCCUGGAGUGAUUUCUUCCGAGCACUCAUCGCUGCGAUCCUCUUCCUAAUCAUCUCCAUUGUUGUCCUUGCUAGUCCUGGAAAGGCCUCCAAAGUCAUCGCUGGGGUACUGGGCCUAGUCAGUACGUGCCUCUUUGGCUACGAUGCCUACAUUACCUUCCCCUUUCGGCAGCAAAGACAUACAGCAGCCCCCACUGACCCUGCAGAUGGCCCGGUGUAGGCGAACUCUCCUAAUUUCUCUCUGCAACCUGCAAAUAAUGCCUCCAUCUAAUAACUCCUCCACACCCCCACAACAACACUCCCAGCCAACCCACAGCCCCCUAUUGAGGUAAAAGGGCCUUUAUUGGCAGAAUUUGUCUUCCAGCCUGUCAAUCAACUCUGUGCUUCCAGAGAGGUUGCUGGGGGAACCGAAAGUCCCGCCUCAAGUGUAUGGCCACAUUUAUGGGUGUGCCUACAUCCCCCUUUCCUUCUCUAGUGUCUAAAGGGAGACACCAGUUCUGCCUGGAACAUGCCCCACCUAAGCCACAAAAUGAGUAGGGGAGGGUACCUCAGAUUUCAGACUCCAAGCCCCAGAUUGUGACCCCCUCCAAAUAACCUCCUUGGUGGGGGGAUUUCUAUGGAGGGAUAAAUAAACGGAUGGCUAGAAAAUAUGAAAAUAAAUUAAUCCUUUGAUCAAUGUGGAUAAAUUUCAAGCAUCAGGAGGGGGAAAAUUU
This is a messenger RNA of Trichechus manatus latirostris (Florida manatee), 1120 nucleotides long. It is a transcript of the gene PLP2, whose product is annotated as proteolipid protein 2. Gene Ontology annotation, cellular component: membrane. The transcript is spliced from 5 exons. Lineage: Eukaryota; Metazoa; Chordata; Mammalia; Sirenia; Trichechidae. The record is from RefSeq and is a predicted model, not a curated record. The coding region runs from base 160 to 627 and encodes 155 amino acids.